Molecule: messenger RNA, 465 nt
Organism: Sphaerulina musiva SO2202
Lineage: Eukaryota; Fungi; Ascomycota; Dothideomycetes; Mycosphaerellales; Mycosphaerellaceae
Exons: 2
Coding region: 1-465 (154 amino acids)
Source: RefSeq, a predicted model, not a curated record
AUGCCAGUCACCUGGGAUGACGCGACCGAGCGCCAGUUCCUACUCGCAUUCAUCCACGUCGCCAAUCCAGACACUCCCAGCUGGGCCAAAGUUGCAGAAGUCCUCAACGCAGGCGGAGGAUCCGAGUUCAAUGGCAACGCGCUUCGUCAGAAAUAUGCCAAAUUGAAAAAAGCCGCUGAGGUGCAAUUUGGAGUUGCAUCUGAUGAUGGAGAGGGAGAUGGUGCUGAAGUCCUUCUCAAGACGCCUUCGCGCCCGCGGGGUAAGAAGGCGGGAAGUGAGAUGUCGGUGAAGAAGAGUUCUGGUAAACGCAAGAAGACUACCAAGAAGUUGGACGAUGAGGGAGGUUCGAAGGGUGAGGGAGAGGAGGAGGAGGAUGAGGAUGAAGAGGAUGAAUUGGCGAGCCCGAGUAAGAAGGUCAAGCGCGAACCGGGUAUUCAGAGCGAGGAUGAAGAUGCGCUGUUUUGA